GGGUUGAUAAGGAGGUGUUGACGGGAGAUAAAUAGGUCAGGGAUAAGGGAGGAGAGUGGAGAAGCAUUGGCCAGCGGCUCCACCAUUCUAGGGGUUAAGGGGUUAGGUGGAGUCCCCCUUGGAGCCCUCAGUGGUGAGGCUGCAUUCUGAUUGUGUGCUUCACUUGGAAUUUUGACCCUGAAAUGAUCUCACACACAGUGGGGCUAGGCAGCUCCUGCUAAAGAAUGCAAAACCAGAAUGCAGUUCAGAACCUCACACGGGCUUACAGAUCAUUAGAGGUUUUUCUUUUCUUUUUUUUUAAACUUAUGAUUUUUGGGGGGAGGUCAGACUCAUGACCAAAGGGGAGAUUUCCAGAAGAAUUAAUGUGCCGACCAAAUGUACUGGCGGCAGGUGAGCGAAGUAGAGAGCAAGUGGGGAGAGUGCACACGUGUGCCAGAAAUGAGGGAGAGGGAGAGAGGUGAGGGGAUUUCUGCAUGAGAGAAGAGACAAAGGGACAUGAGCCAAGAAAAGGAGGGAACUGGGAGGAAAGGAAGAGAUUUCCGGCCUGACACAGUUGAGAGCCGAGCGGGAGCUGAACCCCUCACAGUUGUGAGAAAAUUAUGACGCCGGGGAGAAGGUGAUCAGAUUUUGGGGCUAUGGAUUGUGCCCCUCUGUAGCUCCUCUUGGUCUCCAUUUUUUUCCUGGCAGGUGCCAGGAUCCUGAGCAAAGCCGAGAUACAGCUUCAUGAGGAAGGGCCUGAAAACCUGGAGCCUCCUGACAUGUUACAAGGGGGAUCAGGAGAGACUGCUUGCCAGAGUCCUGAGCAGGAAGAAGCCUGCGAGAAGCAGAAGAGGAACCAAGUCAGGAAUGGGUCAGACCCCUUAGGGGAGUGUGAGAACAGAUUCAGACUUCCCCAGCCACUUUCACAGGGCAGACCUGGGACCAUGGGAGAUCUUAAUAGCCAAGAGAAACCCCAUAAAUGUAUAGACUGUAAGGAAAGCUUCCAUGAAAAGCAGGAACUCUUGGCCCAUGGGAGAGUCCACAGGAGGGAAAGAUCCCAUCCCUGCGCUGAAUGUGGGGAGAGGUUCAAGCAUCGGUCAGAGCUUUCUAAACACCAAAGAUCCCACACCGGGGAAAGCCCCCAUUCCUGCGGGGAAUGCGGGAAGAGCUUCCGGCAUCUGGCCACACUUGCUGCGCAUCACCAAAUCCACAUGGGGGAGAGACACCAUCCCUGUGGUGAGUGUGGGAAGAGGUUCAGCUGCCCCUCAGAUCUCAGCGAUCACCAGAGGUUGCAUGCUGCCGAGAGGCGCUAUUCCUGCCCUGAAUGCAGGAAAGGAUUCAAUCACCCCUGCGAACUGAGUAGGCACCUGCGAAUGCACACGGGUGAGCGCCCCUUCACCUGCCCUGAGUGUGGGAAGGGGUUCAGCCAGAGCUCAGAUCUCAACAAACACCUGCGGGUACACACGGGCGAGCGGCCCUUUCCCUGUGCUGAGUGCGGGAAAAGGUUCAGCAAUAGGUCGGAUCUGAAUAAGCACCUGCGGGUGCACACUGGUGAGCGGCCCUAUCCCUGCACUGAGUGUGGGAGGAGCUUUAGCCAGGUCUCCGCACUCACCCUACACCAGAGAACCCACACUGGAGAAAGACCCUACGUCUGCGACGUGUGUGAAAAAGGGUACACGCACCCAUCAAACCUCAUUAAACACAAGAAAAUCCACAUGGGGGAGUGACCCUGGGGAAGGCUUUGGGGAGAGAGCGCCUCUGAUGUACUGCCAGAGAAUCAGCAGCAUCACGAUGGCAGAUCCCAAGGGACAGAGCCUCCUUGCAGAUCGAGUGCCACCCAGACUGAUUUCUAGCUAGAGCCUACCAGAGAAUUCGGCUAGACAAGUGAGACCUUGCCAGAUAUGGACUUUGCUCCAGACAUAUGUGUAUAAUAAUGUGGAACUGAGGAACAGGAACCACUACUACAGAGUUUGAGAGACAUCGACCCUUGCCCCUGACUCCCACCAUCCCCUCCCAGAACCAGGGGUUUUAACCACCACUGGGAAAUGAGGAAGGACUUUCUCUGAAGAGUUGUCCAGUGCCAGAAAUCCCCCAGCAGCAAUUAGUCCCUUACUUGUGUUUUACCAGUCAGGGGUAGCUUGUCUCUUCUCUGCAUCUGUGUGAACUCAUUUUGUUCCCUGCUCUGGCUUCCUCUGUGGCUGGGAUGGAGCCUACUUAGGGCUCUCUGCCUUUGGGUAAGGGAGGUUUCUUUAGGUGUUUGGGAUUCCCCUGGGACUUGCUAGGGCUGUGAGCAGGAGGAGGUAGAGAAAGGGUUUGUCCCAUGGGUUGAGGAGGCCCCAGCAUCCACCUGAGAGAUGGCUACAGAACCUUGCACAACAGAGUCAGUUAAAAAUCUUUUAGAUUCCAGACCUGAUCGUCCUCUUACAGCAGUUUUACACUGUCACUCUCUUGACUUCAGUGGAGUUACUCCUGACUUACACCAGUGGGAGUCAGAGGAGGACCAGGACCAGCCUCCCCUGGAAGCUAAGAAUAGAUUUUAUUCCUGUCGGGAUUCUCAGAAUCCCCUGCCUAAGUGAUUUGAGGUAUAGAUGUGGCCUUUGGGUAGGAUCAGACUGUUGGUGUCUGAGGACUGUUUGGAACUUCCCAGCAGAUUUAGGAUCUCUCCUUGGUGGAGUCGCUCCUUCCAUAGACUCUUCUCAUGGGAGCCAUUUAGUAGUUCUGCGUGGUAUUUUAAUCCUACACUUCUAGGAUUGUGGACCAUAUUUCUGCAAAGGAAGCAAUGCUGUAACUUGCAUGGGAGGUGCUUUCAGGCUUCCUGCAGCUCAUUGGCCCAGACAGAAAAGCUACCUUGUUCCUUUGGCCUUUAUUUUAUUUUCAGAGCAUAUUUUUUGGCAAUUCAUGUUGUGCUGAACAUGACCACAAUCCCUUCUCUUACUGCACCCUCUCCCCAAAUACUUGAUCCUGAACCAGUUACAGCCUGUGUUUUAAUGUGGGUUUGAUUAUUUGGUAUCAUUAGGCCCAGUGCUUCCUUCCCGGAUUCAUUUAAAACUUUUACAAAUUUUUCAGUUAAUGGAAAAAUUAAUUACAAUCUAAGAUUAGGAGAGACCCUGAAUUUUCCCACUUUCAGUGACUUGAAAUGUUUGCAAACUCUGGCUUUAUUGGAACCAGCCUAGGAAAAAGUUGUUCAGGAUUCAAAAUAAAUGAUGUUUCCUCAGCUCCAAUCCUCUCCUUGUAUGUUUUCAUCUACUGAUUUCUUGUGGUGUUGGCACUCAAAUGCAGAUCCCGUGGAAAAGGGUCUGUCUACACAGCGUCAGGAGCACUAAGUAACAAGAUGAUGGGUUACAUGCCUCACAGUAGCUUUGGGCUAUGUCUACACUACACAUCUUUUGGUGAUACAGCUGUGCUGCUCCAGCCAUACU
Messenger RNA from Mauremys mutica (yellowpond turtle), 3398 nucleotides. Its product is annotated as oocyte zinc finger protein XlCOF19-like. Gene Ontology annotation, cellular component: nucleus. Gene Ontology annotation, biological process: regulation of transcription by RNA polymerase II. Lineage: Eukaryota; Metazoa; Chordata; Testudines; Geoemydidae. The coding region runs from base 759 to 1706 and encodes 315 amino acids. The transcript has 2 exons. Gene Ontology annotation, molecular function: RNA polymerase II cis-regulatory region sequence-specific DNA binding; DNA-binding transcription activator activity, RNA polymerase II-specific. The record is from RefSeq and is a predicted model, not a curated record.